Molecule: messenger RNA, 1827 nt
Organism: Medicago truncatula (barrel medic)
Lineage: Eukaryota; Viridiplantae; Streptophyta; Magnoliopsida; Fabales; Fabaceae
Product: ethanolamine-phosphate cytidylyltransferase
Exons: 10
Coding region: 240-1496 (418 amino acids)
Biological process (GO): phosphatidylethanolamine biosynthetic process
Cellular component (GO): cytoplasm
Molecular function (GO): ethanolamine-phosphate cytidylyltransferase activity
Source: RefSeq, a predicted model, not a curated record
UAUUCAGACACAAGACAGAUUCCUUGCAAAAAAACAACAAGGUGAGGUAGUUUUCUGCGUUAGAAUCAAUCAAUCAAUCAAAUCCGAGAAAGAACAAAGAAGAAAAAUAAAAAAUAAAAAAGAGGAGUCACAGACACAAAUUAAUCAAUCCGUAAUUACCCCAUUAAUUCAGGUCUGUGCCUCCUCUUGAUAUAAUAGCUAGGUUCUAGUUUCCUGGACCGAAAAUUAAAGAGGAAAAGAUGGAUUAUGAAAGCAAUAGUUGGAUUUGGGAAGGGGUGUACUACUAUCCACAUCUGUUUGGUGGUUUAAUGGUUACUGCUGCUUUGUUGGGUUUGUCAACCAGUUACUUUGGUGUUAUUGGGGUUCCUUCAUUGCCAUUGCCGUGCUCUUGGUAUAAUUUGGGGAAGAAGAAGAAGACUGGGAAGAGACGUGUUCGUGUUUACAUGGAUGGAUGUUUUGAUCUGAUGCAUUAUGGUCAUGCUAAUGCACUCAGACAAGCAAAGGCGUUAGGUGAUGAAUUGGUUGUUGGACUUGUUAGUGAUGAGGAGAUCGUCGCCAAUAAAGGGCCUCCAGUUUUGUCCAUGGAUGAGAGGUUGGCCCUUGUCAGUGGAUUGAAGUGGGUGGAUGAGGUCAUCACUGAUGCUCCUUAUGCAAUUACUGAGACAUUCUUGAACCGUCUCUUUCAUGAAUACAACAUUGACUAUGUCAUACACGGCGAUGAUCCUUGCCUGCUUCCUGAUGGAACAGAUGCUUAUGCUGCGGCAAAGAAAGCUGGUCGUUACAAGCAAAUUAAACGUACUGAAGGAGUUUCCAGUACAGAUAUCGUAGGAAGAAUAAUGUCUUCUUUAAAAGAGCAAAAAAUUUGUGAAGAUCGCAAUGGCACUGAUGUAAAGCCCCAAGAAGAAUGCCAGUCAAAGGUUUCCCACAUAUCCCAGUUCCUACCAACUUCCCGACGUAUUGUUCAGUUUUCAAAUGGCAAGGGUCCCGGACCAAAUGCUCGUAUUGUAUACAUUGAUGGAGCAUUUGAUCUCUUCCAUGCAGGCCAUGUUCAGAUGCUUAAGAGGGCUAGGGAACUUGGAGAUUUUCUUUUAGUUGGUAUCCACUCUGAUGAGACUGUGAGCGAAAAUCGAGGAAAUCACUAUCCAAUUAUGCAUCUGCAUGAGCGGAGCCUUAGCGUGCUAGCUUCCCGUUAUGUUGAUGAAGUCAUUAUUGGUGCACCUUUGGAAAUCACAAAGGAUAUGAUCACAACUUUCAAUAUCUCACUAGUUGUUCACGGCACUGUUGCUGAGAAGUCAUUACCCAGUGAAAAAGAUCCAUAUGAAGUUCCGAAGAGCAUUGGCAUAUUCCGCUUGCUUGAAAGCCCAAAAGAUAUUACUACUACCUCAGUAGCUCAAAGAAUAAUGGCCAAUCAUGAUGCUUAUGUGAAACGCAAUGCUAAGAAAGCCAAGAGUGAGAAGAGAUACUAUGAAGAGAGAAAAUACGUAUCUGGAGACUAGGAUGUGUAGACUUAGUUUGUUUUUGCUCUACAAACUCAACCCUGUGAUGGUGAUGCUUGAUAGUAGCAGGAAAUCUAUACAUUUGUGAAGGACGACUAGUACAGAGUAUGACAUAGAAUGAGAUUAUUGUAGAUUACUUGGGAAUAACAUUGUACUAUAGUGUCCUGACAUUUUUUUCUUGUCAUCUGAAAGGCUCCUAUGUGGUUAGCCCCACAAGUUUUAUGUCAUUUGUCUUUUUGCUCUGGUUUUGCUCUAUUAUUUGAUGUAUGUAUUUCAGUUAUACGCAAUCACGAUGGCUCUUUGCUAUUUUAUUUAUUUCAAUUUAAUGGAA